Cyphomyrmex costatus is the source of this 3468-nucleotide messenger RNA. RefSeq lists its product as uncharacterized. Bases 1 to 3468 code for a protein of 1155 amino acids. NCBI's taxonomy places the organism in Eukaryota, Metazoa, Arthropoda, Insecta, Hymenoptera, Formicidae. The record is from RefSeq and is a predicted model, not a curated record. The transcript is spliced from 3 exons. Gene Ontology annotation, molecular function: aspartic-type endopeptidase activity. Gene Ontology annotation, biological process: proteolysis.
AUGGAGCAAUUACUUUCUGCUCAAUUGCAAAUCCAUGGGCGCAUCGCCCGUACGAUGGAAAAUCUCAAGAAGGCGGGAGCCGCCAAUAUCGGCGUGACCAUGCAGCGUGCGCAGUUGCUGAAUCUAGAAAGGACCUUGAGUGUGGCUGCCUCUGACACGGAAGUCAAGCCCGCUAAUUCCGACAUGAUUUCUCUGCGAAACACGCUGCCUCGGAUUCCUCUGCCUCAGUUUUCCGGGAAGUUCGAGGAUUGGCCGGCCUAUCGUGACCUUUUUGAGUCGCUCGUCAUCACGGAACCGUCACUGUCGAACAUAAAGCGGUUUCAAUACUUAAAGAGCAGUGUGAAAGGUGACGCAGAGCAACUCAUAAUAAGUUUUCCUACCACGUCGGAGAAUUUCGAUCGCGCAUGGACGACCUUGACUGAUCAUUACGAAAAUAAACGGUUACUUCUGCGUUCAUAUCUCUCAGCUUUCACAUCGCUUGGAAGGAUGAAGCACGAUUCUGUCGCUGACAUUCGUCGAAUCUUCAAUCGGAUGAUAACUACUGUCGGAGCGCUGGAAGGAAUCGGACGUCCUCUCACCAAUUGCACGGACCUUUUCGUGCACCUCAUCGUCGAGCUUCUUGACGAUCGAACUAAACAGGAGUGGGAAAAACUGUUUACGAAAAAAUCAGACCCACCUUCCUAUGAGCAGCUGCGUGACUUUCUCGAGAAUCAGGUGCUGAAGCAAGGUGUGCUCCGUCCCAAGGCCUCACAAGGCUCUUCCGGGAAGUCCUCGGAGAAGAUCACUCGUUCGUUGCGUACUCAGCAGCAGCCUAAGCGUGGAGCGGAGUCCAACCGGAAUUGCCCUAUCUGCAAUCAGGAACACUAUAUUAUGAUUUGUGAGCACUAUAAGUCACGAACACCGCAAGAGCGUAAGGAAAUUGUGAAUACUCAUCGCCUGUGCAUGAACUGUCUAGAACGUCACAAACUCACGGAGUGCCCGUCAACGAAGCACUGCGGUAAAUGUACAGCUCGGCAUCACACGACGUUGCACGAGGCGUUUGUCGAUGCCACUACAAUUUCCGCUGUUGCAAUCCACGUGACAGAUCGGCCGACGAUUGAGUGCACACCUGUGUUGCUCGCGACCGCGCGCGUUCUAGUGACCGAUAGUAGUGGUGCUCUGCAAACAGUUCGAGCAUUAGUUGAUCCCGGGUCGGAAACGUGCCUCGUGGCGGAGUCCUUGGCGCAGCGGCUGCGUCUGCCUCGCACACCAACAGCAGUGGCGAUCUACGGUGUCGGCGGCCAGCAGACCGGUGUUUUGCGAGCACGAGUCUCUCUUUCGCUCACGUCGCGUGUCACUGCCGUAUCCAUGAAGAUCUCCGCUCUCGUCUUCCCGCGUAUCACGGACUACGGUGGUGUUGCUGAUCGACGCAGCUGUGCAUGGGCUCACUUACAGGGCCUUGAACUUGCAGAUCCUGAGUUUUACAAUCAGGAUCCUGUAGAACUUUUACUGGGCGCAGACGUGUACGCCUACAUUGCGUUGUCCGGCAUACGGAAGGGCGGUUCAUUUGAGCCCAUCGCUCAAAACACUCAGAUCGGCUGGGUUCUAUUGGGCGCCGCAGGUGUUAGCAACGCUUGUUCAAUCGGCUUGGUCACCUCCUUGUGCUGCUCACCGGCGGACGAGCUGAACUCCCUGGUGCGUCGGUUUUGGGAGCAAGAAGAGUUGCCGCAAGCGUCGGCACCGUGGUCUCUCGAGGAUCCCGAGUGUAAAGAACACUUCCAGCAAACACACACACGAGACUCCACUGGUCGUUAUCAAGUGCGCCUUCCAGUGCGAUCAAGCUUAGUUGAUCUGUCGGCCACUCGUCGCAUGGCCGUAAGAAUGCUCGCCGUGAUGGAACGUCGCUUUGUCCGCGAACCGACAUUCCGCGAUCGCUAUUGCAACUUCAUGCGCGAGUAUCUGUCGCUCGGUCACAUGUCCUUCGCCGUGCCAUUGUCGUCGGACGAAGUGCGAGUGUGUUUUCUACCGCAUCAUGGUGUGCUCAAGGGAACAGGUAGCGAGGAGAAGAUCCGGGUCGUCUUCAACGGAUCGGCGAAGAUCCUUGAAGGGAGCUCCUUGAAUGACAGUCUACUGCCCGGGCCAAAUCUAUUACCUGCUUUGUCGGACGUGAUUUCUCGCUGGCGGUGUCAUCGUUUCGUUGUCUCCACUGACAUCGAGAAGAUGUACCGCCAAAUCAGGGUACAUCCAGAAGACCGCAACUUACAGCGGAUUCUAUGGACAGAAAAUGGACAGCCAUUAGAGUUCCGUCUGAACACCGUUACGUAUGGUCUUGCCUGCACUCCAUACCUGGCGAUUCGAGUGCUGCGACAGCUGGCUGACGACGAUGGAAAGGAGUUCCCCUUGGCUGCGGAGGCACUGAGGCGAGACACCUACGUGGACGACAUCCUUUCUGGAGCUGCGUCGUUGACAGAGGCAAGGACGCUGACGGAUCAGCUGAGUAUCAUAGCAGGAAGCCUUCCAACAAUUUUGUUGCCUCCUGAAGGUCAACUGGUCUUGGGCCUGCGUUGGGAAUCGAAGAGCGACUGUUUCGCAUUUACCGUGCAUACGUCAAUCGAGGAAUCGUUAACAAAACGAUUGCUCCUUUCGAACGCGUCUCGCUUGUUUGAUCCACUGGGUUGGUUGGCGCCAGUUACAGUUCGAGCCAAGCUGAUCAUCCAAUCAGCAUGGUUGCAGCAACUCGGGUGGGAUGAACCAUUGCGUGACGAGGAGGCGGCAGCAUGGACUUCCUUGAGGGACCAACUUCCCUUACUAGAGGACCUACGAGUGCCACGAUGGAUGCACGUCGACUCGCCAGGAGUCAAAGUCGAAAUUCAUGGCUUUUCAGAUGCCUCGGAGCGAGCUUAUGGUGCAGCCAUAUACCUCCGGACACUCAGCGGUGAAGACAUCACCACCUCCUUGGUGAUGGCAAAGACCAAGGUCGCACCGUUGAAACGAGUGUCACUGCCACGGCUGGAGCUGUGCGCAGCGUCCAUUCUCGCCAAGCUUGCUGCUCACGUAGCUUCCACGCUCGGCUUAGUGGAUGCCGAGACACAUCUAUGGACGGACUCCACCGUGGUUUUGGCCUGGAUCCGAGGACAUCCUGCAAAAUGGACAACCUAUGUGGCCAAUCGAGUGGCAGAAAUUCAGAGGACAAUGUCAAAGGUCACUUGGCACCACGUACCUGGGCGAGAUAAUCCUGCUGACUGCGCUUCGAGGGGGCUCUCACCACGUGAGAUGCUUUCUCACUCGUUAUGGUGGCGUGGCCCGAACUUCUUAUGUAACGAAAAGUCGGAAUGGCCUUUGGAACCCGGCUCUUCGUCCUUGAAGAACUUACCGGAACAACGGACCGGACCAUGUCUCGUUGCGACAGGAUUGAAGGAACCGGAGGAGCUGACUCGAUUCUCUUCGUGGCAACGAUUGAUCCGCGUCACCGCAUGGAUUCUACGUUAG